GGAUCUCACCAAGAAACGCGCUUUCAAAGACUUUCAAAGUUAAUGCACUAAAUACAGCUGUGACUUUAAAGAAAACAAUUAUUAUAUUAGUAUUUUAGAUCUUAACCCAAUAAAAGAAAUCAACUUUGGAUUGGAUCGAUCCUAAACUGCCCAAGCAGAUCACCCUUGCUAACCCCAGAUCAUUUAUUAAAAAAAACAAAGGCCGUUUUCAGUUUUUUUGGGGUCUGAAAUUUUCAGUCUUUAAUCUUUAUUUUGGAAGAAUCUGUUGGGGAUGAUAAUGUUUCUUGGCUGGUGUUUCUCUUUUAAGUUUCUUGGAGCAUAAGUGUGGAUCUUUUAGUGAUUCACUGAUUUUUUCUAUAUUUGGAAACUCAGCUUUAAAAUAUUUGGAUUUUGCGAGUUUCUUUUAAUGGAAAAUUCAAGAAACAGGAGAGUGGAGAAGAGAGGUUAUGAGCAGAGUGUUGAAGAUGAAUCUGACCACUUGCCUGAUCCAAAGAAGGCAAAGUUGCCUGCUUUAGCAAGUGUUAUUGUGGAAGCUUUGAAGGUGGAUAGUUUGCAAAGACUUUGCUCAUCUUUGGAACCUUUGUUUCGCAGAAUUGUUAGCGAAGAAGUGGAGCGUGCUCUGACAAGAUUGGGUCAUGCUAAGUUGGCUACAAGGUCACCACCAAAAAUCCAAGGGCCAGAAGGAAAAAGGCUGCAACUUCAUUUCAGAACAAGAAUGCCUCCUCACUUAUUCACAGGUGGGAAGGUUGACGGGGAACAAGGAGCAGCUAUCCAUGUUGUCCUACUAGAUGCGAGCACAGGCUGUGUUGUGCAAGCUGGACAAGAAUCUGCAGCCAAACUAAAUGUUGUGGUUCUGGAAGGUGACUUUAACGAGGAGGCCGAUGAAGAUUGGACCUUAGAACACUUUGAAAGCCAUGAAGUGAAAGAACGUGAAGGGAAAAGACCUCUGCUGACUGGAGAGCUACAGGUGACUCUCAAGGAAGGGGUAGGAACUCUUGGAGAUCUUACUUUCACUGAUAAUUCUAGCUGGAUAAGAAGCAGAAAGUUCAGGCUUGGUCUUAAGGUUUCUCCUGGAUAUUGUGAAGGUAUUCGUGUUCGUGAGGCUAAAACAGAGGCAUUUGCUGUUAAAGAUCACCGAGGAGAAUUGUACAAGAAACACUAUCCACCUGCUUUGCAUGAUGAAGUUUGGAGACUGGAUAGAAUAGCAAAGGAUGGAGCUCUGCACAAAAAAUUGGUAAAAGCUCAAAUUGUAACAGUUGAAGAUUUUCUUCGGGUUCUUGUCAGGGAUCCACAGAAACUGAGAAAUAUUCUAGGAAGUGGAAUGUCCAAUAGGAUGUGGGAGAAUACUGUGGAGCAUGCUAAGACCUGUGUCUUGGGAGGAAAGCUUUAUGUUUAUUAUGCGGAAGCGUCUAAUAGCACUGGUGUUGUUUUCAACCAUAUUUAUGAACUCAGAGGCCUUAUUACUGAUGGGCAGUUCCUCGCUUUGGAAUCUCUUACCCACAAUCAAAAGGUUUCAGUGGAUUCUCUAGUGAAGCAAGCAUAUGAAAAUUGGCAUCAAGUAAUGGAAUAUGAUGGAAAAGUCUUGAACACCCUAAUGAACACUAAGAAUGGGAGAAGAACCUCGGUUGCACCUAUAGUCGACAACUAUGACACAAAUCACUAUAUUACUUCUAACCAAAACAGGCAACAGCAAUAUAUCUCAUCAGAAGAAGGUCUACAAAGCCAAGCUGUAAAUAACCACACAUCAGUUCCUCAGUUGAUUGAGUUUCCAUUUGUUCGGUCUGAUCAUGAUGCAGUAAUGACACUAAAUAAUCAACAGGUAGCAACAGCUGGUAGCAGCAUGGAUCACAUGUCAGUUGCGACUCCCGGUACUUACUUUUCAGGAGACUGGUCUCAGACAAGGAAUGGGCAAGGACUGGAAGAUUAUUUUGCAGAAGAAAUCCGGCUGAGGAGUACAGAGAUGUUAGAGAGUGGUGACAUGCAGAGACUUUUAAAAACGUUCGGUAUGGGCAUUGGAGUUGGAAUGGGAAAUGGUUUUGGAAGUUCUGAUGAGGGUUGCUAUUCUUACAGUAUUCAAGCAUAUGAACCUCAAAUGGAUCAAGUAUAUGCACAGGAACGGAGCAGAGGCUCCGGCAAGGCUGUUGUAGGAUGGCUUAAGCUGAAAGCAGCUUUGCGCUGGGGGAUAUUUAUAAGGAAGAGAGCUGCAGAGAGAAGAGCUCAGCUAGUUGAGCUUGACUGAGUUGAAUUCAAUGUAUGAUCUAAUUUUAACCAUUAGAUCUUUUGUAUUGUCCCUGUUUAAAGGCAUUUGAAUUCUUUAAUUAUCCUUUUGAUUGAUGACAAGAUAUGCGUUGGGGUGACUUCAUGAAUA
Molecule: messenger RNA, 2368 nt
Organism: Jatropha curcas
Lineage: Eukaryota; Viridiplantae; Streptophyta; Magnoliopsida; Malpighiales; Euphorbiaceae
Product: Calmodulin-binding protein
Biological process (GO): regulation of salicylic acid biosynthetic process
Cellular component (GO): nucleus
Molecular function (GO): sequence-specific DNA binding; DNA-binding transcription factor activity; calmodulin binding
Source: RefSeq, a predicted model, not a curated record